CAGAGGAGCUCGCCAUCCAGGCGGCGCGCCUAGAGACGGCGCUGCAGCAGAAGGACUCGGCGUUGAAGUCGGCAGCCGCGUCGCAGCGGGAGGCGGCCGAGGCGCUGUCACGCGCGCGUGCCGACGCGCAGGCAUCGCAGCGCGAGGCGGCCGACCUGCGCCGGCGCAACUCGGCGCUGGAGGCGGCGGCUGCUGCCGAGGAGGCCGCCGAGUCUGAUGCCCUGCUCGAGCUUAGGCGCCAGGCUGCAGAGGAGGCCAGCGCGGCAUCAGAGCUGCUUGCAAAAGCGGAGGCCGCGUUCGAGGAGCUGCGGCUUGCAGAGGCCGUCGCUGCUGAGCAGGGCACGCAUGAGGAAGUUCAGGAGCUGAGGGUACAGCUGGAGGAGGAGGCUGAGAUCUCUGCCCAGGCAUAUGAGCGCGUCCAGACCGCAGAGGCUGAGCUGGCGCAGCUUAGAUCCGAGUACACCGCUCUGCAGGAGAGGAGCGGGGACAGCGCGGAGCGGGAGGCGCUGGCGGCUCAGCUGGCGGCGGCACGAACGGAUGCGGCGGCGCGGGCGGCUGAGAGCAAGGCACUGCGCAAGCAUGCGCGCGCUCUGGAGCGGCAGCUGCGCGAUGCGCGCUCGGGCGCCUCCCUGCAGGACAUUAAGGCCGUCUCCGGCCGCGACGGCCGCCUGAAGAAGGCCCUGGAGCAGGUGUCAGAGCUGGAGAACGAGAAUGCGGUGCUCAAAGAGGCCGCAGACCGCCGCAGCAAGGUGCUGCACCAGUCGCGCAGCUUCAUCAACGCCUACCUGCAGGCAAGGCUCUCUCUUCCUGCUCUUGCAGCAACCCUUGAGAAAACUCCCGAAUUUGCCCCUCCGUCUACGAGCUUUGAUACAGAGGAUGGUGGGCCAUCCAGUGGGGAGCCCACAUCAGCUCCUUUGACUGGCAGCGAGGAAGGAACAUCGGCGAAGGGAUUGAGUGAUGGGAAUGGGAUAGCAGGCCAGCCCUUGCCUGAUGCAGCCAUCAGCGCAGCUGCGUCGGAUGACACAGAAGGAGUCGGUCAUACAGUGAACAGCUCCAGCGACAAUGGAUUCUUUCAGAGGGCCAGUUCAGGCUUUGGGUUUUUCGACUGAAUUUGUGAGGGCACCAUUCCUAUUUCAAGUCAAUCUGCCUGAGAUCCAUGCCUCCCGGUGUCUUGAGGGAGGAGCCAGCUUGUUGUUUCCAUCCAGUUUUGGAGAAGAUUCAAGUAAUUAAAACAUUCUUGCAGUUUAGCCCAAAUUCUGCCCGUGGACAUAUGUGCACCAUGAGUGUGCAUGUGCAUGUCAGGGUCAACGUCAAUACAGCUGAUAAUUGUGCUACCACGAAUUCUUUUGGACUGGUGGCACAAUUUGGAUGUUGCGGUGCUGGCACUAGACAGUACCAACAUUUUGGAUGCCGACAUCACCUAAGCUGGGAGAAUUCUUUCUCGGUAUUUGGCAUCCUGUGUUGACACGGCUCAGCUUGGUUGUGAUCCCUAAAAAUUCAAUUCUAGAAAGAGA
Molecule: messenger RNA, 1514 nt
Organism: Coccomyxa subellipsoidea C-169
Lineage: Eukaryota; Viridiplantae; Chlorophyta; Trebouxiophyceae; Coccomyxaceae
Exons: 8
Source: RefSeq, a predicted model, not a curated record